UUCAACCAAUCGUGGAACGAUGAGGCAACGUAACUGUUGAAGUUUAGCAUAACUUGUUUUGUUUUGGGUGUUAGUCAACCUUCAAGCAGACGUUUUGUUCAACAAUGUGACAACUUAGCAGCAUUUUGGAAGUGAAUAGAAAUCGAAUUGUAGUGUUUUACAGCAAUGGGGUUGUUUGAGUACACCGUUGGACAAGAAGGUUUAGCGACUGAGGUUACAGUGGCAAAGGAGAAGUUGGUGUGCAUGGGCUUGGACAACCAGAGCUAUACUUGUGAAUCUGGUCACUGCUGUGGAGAAACACAUUGCUGCAGUUACUACUAUGAACUGUGGUGGUUCUGGUUGGUGUGGACUCUGAUUGGCAUCCUGACAUGCUGUUGUUUGUGUCAGCACUGGCGUUCCAAACAACGCUUCCAGCAGCAGCGUCGGCAGAACGAGAUUAACCUCAUUGCCUACAGAGAAGCUCACAACAACUCUCAGCUUCCCCUCUAUCUCAGAUUCUUACCGUCCUACCUGUUGCCGGCCUAUGACGAAGUUGUCGACUGUCCAGCUACUCCCCCUCCUCCUUACACACCUGUCGUGGCAACACCUUCACCCACAGACACACUUGAUGAAUCUUGUCACAAUGCAGCGAUAUCGAUCCCGAGUAAUGCAGCUUGCACAGGCACACCAGAAAUCCUGCAGCCCCACGGUCAAAGCGCCAACAGCAACAAGGAUUCAAUGCAGGGCAGGUACCGGCACUUCACAGGGGACUCUGGGAUUGAAGUGUUUGAUGGCCAUGAACUGUGGGAUCAACAUGGUUUUUUACUGAGAGAAGAGGCGGGUGAUGAUGGAGCGGGACAAAUGGAGGAAAACUGUGUUUGCUGUGGUUCCCAAGGAUGUGACCACAGCAACAUGAAUAAUGGCUGGAGCAUUGAAAACACAGAUGGACACACAACGGUGAAUACAAACCCACCGUUUGAUUGGUGAAAACUAUAAAGUUCUCGCAACUGUGCAGCAGGGAUGCUUUAGGGAUUUGUUCUAUGUCCAUGUUAAAUGGCACAGGUUGGAAUAAUACUACUGUUUGUGACUAGGCUGGAAUUAAAUGAAGGCUUUUUGCAUUUUA
Molecule: messenger RNA, 1102 nt
Organism: Phyllopteryx taeniolatus (common seadragon)
Lineage: Eukaryota; Metazoa; Chordata; Actinopteri; Syngnathiformes; Syngnathidae
Gene: wbp1la
Product: WW domain binding protein 1-like a
Exons: 4
Coding region: 166-966 (266 amino acids)
Source: RefSeq, a predicted model, not a curated record